CCCAAUGCAUCCACCGGUGACCUUUGUGUCCUCGGUGACUAGCCCUGAUGCCAGGACGCUAGCCCCAGCCGCCUCCCACCCAACGCAUGCUCUUGUCACCAUCAUGGCCUCUACAGCCAACUCUGAUGCACCGAGGGAUGAGUCGAUUAGGCUCUUCCAGUCCGAUGCCACAAUGGAGAAUUCUCGCAAUGAUCUAGACUCGGGAUCUAUUGAUGAAGAAGAUAUUGCCUUUGAAAAGCUCGAUCCAAAGGAAGGUAAGUUCCAGGGUGUCGAUCUAGAUCUAAAAGAGGAGGAUCGGGCUCCUAUGACGCUCCCCACAUGUUGCUCCCCUUCUGCACCCCAUAAGGUUGCAACGACGGUUGUUGAUGCUCUGGGGAGUGCAACUAGUGCUCUAGGGUGUGUCACUUGCCCCGCGAUGGUGCUACCAAAGGGGAGCAUUCAAGUGGCCACCCUCAAGCAUGUAGAAGCGGUAAGGGAGGAGACAGAUCUGGGCCUUAGCUCGGACACCGAAUCAGAUGAGGGCAUACGAGAUGCCUUAACUUUGCCUGACACACAGGCAGGUAUCCAGGGCACGCGUGCCAUCACCACUACAAUAGAGAAGGAUUACAAGAAGUUUCACUCCAAACCUAAAGUUGACUUAUUUCCAAAACCAUCGUCAAAAGGAGCAGAUAUGUUCAAUGGAAGAAAACUACAGAAGAAGAGGGCGGUGGAUUCUGAUGAUGCUGAAAGUAGUGGGACUUCUACCAAGCACAACAAGGUUAUUAGUACUAGAGGAAGGGGAGGAGGAACAGGAAGGCAAAGGAGAAGGAGCAGGAUGCCGUCUACUGCAUAUUGUCCUAUGCUCCAUGAGAUGGAUAAGCUACCCCCUGGUUUUAUCUAACUGGGGGAAAUGAUUUUCAUGAGAGAGUGCAUGACAGCAACCAAUCCACAAAUUUCCUUGUCAUUGUUUAAGAAGAAAUGCAGAAAAAAAAUUGCGCCGCGUCAAACCAUUUGAUGAUGCUCCAUUUUUCUAACUAUCUAUUUGUUGAUGUUUGCUUGUGUGAUUGAUCUCCA
Sorghum bicolor (sorghum) is the source of this 1053-nucleotide messenger RNA. RefSeq lists its product as uncharacterized. The coding region runs from base 5 to 880 and encodes 291 amino acids. The record is from RefSeq and is a predicted model, not a curated record. The transcript has 4 exons. Lineage: Eukaryota; Viridiplantae; Streptophyta; Magnoliopsida; Poales; Poaceae.